This is a messenger RNA of Eublepharis macularius, 3877 nucleotides long. RefSeq names its product serpin family D member 1 (gene SERPIND1). Gene Ontology annotation, biological process: blood coagulation; negative regulation of endopeptidase activity. The coding region runs from base 28 to 1554 and encodes 508 amino acids. The transcript is spliced from 5 exons. Gene Ontology annotation, molecular function: serine-type endopeptidase inhibitor activity. NCBI's taxonomy places the organism in Eukaryota, Metazoa, Chordata, Lepidosauria, Squamata, Eublepharidae. The record is from RefSeq and is a predicted model, not a curated record.
ACUAAAUGGGGGAAUUCAUUGCACGCGAUGAAACAGGAACAUUCAACCUCUAAAUGUAAGGUUCGUGCAGGAACUCCCAAGACCGUCAAGAUGAAGCUGCAGUUUUGGGCAGCCAUCUUCAGUCUCACUACAACACUUGCACUGUGUGGCGUCAAAGACUUUAGGGAGCAUUUCGAACAACUGAGUGAGACCCACUCGGUAAACCCUCGUGGCUCCCAAGGCAAUGGAACUCACCUUUCACCAGAAUUCCACAUGGAAAAUACUUUGACCAAUGACUGGAGUGUCGAAGAAGAGGAAGACGACUAUCUUGAUUUUGACAAACUAUUCAGUGAAGACUACUUUGACAUAAUUGAUGCUGCACCAGAAACAACUUCUGAGAUUAAACAAGGGAACAUUCUUGGGCUUUUCCCAGGGAAAACCAGAAUCCAACGUCUCAAUAUUCUCAAUGCACAGUUUGGCUUCAAUCUUUAUCGCAGUCUGAAGGACAAAGCCAGUGCUUCAGAUAACAUCCUUUUGGCCCCUGUUGGCAUUUCAACGGCCAUGGCUAUGCUUUCUUUGGGACUGAGAGGUCAAACUCAUGAGGAAGUACUGACUUCUGUGGGCUUCAGGGAUUUUAUUAAUGCCAGCUCUACAUACAACAUCACAACUAUUCACAACCUCUUCUAUAAACUCACUCACCGGCUUUUCAGGAGGAACUUUGGCUACACUCUCAGGUCGGUCAAUGACCUUUACAUCCAAAAACAAUUCCCCGUUCUGAGUGAAUUCGUAAGCAACAUGAAAAAAUAUUAUGUGUCUGAGGCCCAGUCGGCUGACUUUACGGACCCAACCUUCAUCAUCAAAACCAAUGAGCGCAUUUCAAAGCUCACCAAAGGAUUAAUAAAGGAUGCUCUGGAGCAUGUAAGCCCCACAACUCUGAUGAUGAUUCUCAAUUGUCUCUACUUUAAAGGCACCUGGGAAAGUAAGUUUCCAGUGGAAAUGACACAAAAGCGCUCUUUCCGUCUGAACGAGAAACAGUCCGUGAAAGUUCCUAUGAUGCAGACCAAAGCCAAUUUCUUGGCAGCUGCAGAUCAUGAGCUUGAUUGUGAGAUUCUCCAGUUGCCCUACGUUGGUAAUAUCAGCAUGUUGAUUGUCCUGCCACAUAAACCAUCAGGCAUGAACGCACUGGAGAAGCAACUGACACCACAAAUGGUGGAGAGAUGGCAGAAGAGCAUGACUAACAGAACAAGAGAAGUUGUGCUGCCGAAAUUUACACUGCAGAAGAGCUAUGACCUGGUUGAGUAUUUGAAAACACUGGGAAUAAAUGAACUGUUCACCCAAAAUGGCAAUUAUUCUGGAAUAGCAGAGGGGAUCAUCAUCGAUAGGUUUAAUCACCAAGGGACUAUCACAGUGAAUGAAGAAGGCACUGAGGCUGCAUUUGUGACUAGUGUGGGCUUCAUGCCGCUUUCAGCUCAGAUUCGCUUUAUUGUUGAUCGUCCCUUUUUGUUUCUUGUCUACGAACACCGCACCAGCUGCUUGCUUUUCAUGGGCAGAGUUGCCAACCCAAGCAAGCAUUAAAAGCGGAGAUGUAUCCUCCUUGAAAGCACAUUCAGUCAACAUUAAAGGCCGAAUCAGCCAAUAUGCUUCCAGAGCACUUCUAUACAUGUGGUGGGUAGAAGAGAACAUUUCUUUUCUGCCCACUUGACAUGCCUGUUUAACAUCAGACACUACCAGGUGUCCAUACAGUGAUGUUACAUUCAUACAGGUGCAAACUUAAAUAAUGAAACACAGAAACCCAUAGUGCAUGAUUUAUUCCACAAUGGAGACAGGGCAGGAAUGCCCGUUAAGUGGGAAGGACAGGAUUAGCUUUGCUCCCACCAAACACUGAUCAAUCCUGGAAUGUAGUACCCAGCCUGGCCCACAAAAUGUAACCAUUUUAUAUGCAGAUUUUGUCAUGUUAAUCACAGAAGUCAUUGAAUUUAAAAUACAGUAUAAUGAAAUCACUGCGAGAGAUGAUUUAACUAAUGAGUAAGGAUAACUGUUACCAUCAGGGCUUUUUUUCUGGGAAAAGAGGUGGUGGAACUCAGUGGGUUGCCCUUGGAGAAAAUGGUCACAUGGCUGUUGGCCCCGCCCCCUGAUCUCCAGACAGAGGGGAGUUUAGAUUGCCCUCCAAGCCGCCAAGCAGCGCAGAGGGCAAUCUAAACUCCCCUCUGUCUGGAGAUCAGGGGGCGGGGCCAACAGCCAUGUGACUAUUUUCAAGAGAUUCCAGAACUCCAUUCCACCACGUUCCAGCUGAAAAAAAGCCCUGGUUACCAUUAACUACUAAAUGUCCUGCUCCAUUUCAACAAAAGCAGCAUUAAGGCUAAUGGAAUUGGUAGUGGAUCUUGGUGAAAAAUUCUAACCAUUCAGAGUGAGCCUGGGAUCUUCUGAACCAAGAGCUGUUCCCUAUUAAGCAUGCAAAUCCAGAAACAUUCCUUAACUGUGAAAAACAGACCUAAGAAAGUUUAAGCAAACAAUAGUGAUGAAGUCCAACUUGGAAAUCAUUCUCUAUUACUGAUGUUUCAUUUUAAUGUAAUGGUAUUUACGCUUGCUUUUGAGGUGCACAAGUAAUAACAGAAUUAAGAGCUUGAAGCUUUCAUGGUUUAUAUACAUAUUUUAACAGAAAAGACCAUGCUUUUAGUUGGUCCAUCCGCAGAAGUUACUGAACUACAAACGCCUCCAUUUUUCCUGUACAGAAGCAUUUUGUGGAGGUAAAACUUCAGGAUCUAAACUUAAGACAUCAGGAAAUUCGUUUCUUCAGACGUAGCAAAAAACCCACAGAAAUAUGGAAAACGCAAUUCAGCCUAGAAAAGCAGCCCAUGAACCCAGCUACAUUUUAGGGGGAGCCUAGAUGAGGCUUAUUUUGCAAUAAUACAUGGGCAUCUUUUUUAGAUGACCACCCUUUGAGGCAAGAACAAAUUUACACUUUGCACAGCAAACCAAUGCACAGACCUCUGUGGAGCCCAACCAUAAUUCUGCUAACAGAAGCUUGUAAAAUGCCUUCCCUGUUGGGUUGCUAAAUCUGGGUUGGAAAAUUACUAGAGAUUUGGGGGUGCAGCCAGGGGAGGAAGGGGUCUCAGCAGAGUAUAAUGUCAUACAGUACACUCUAAAGCAUCCAUUUGCUCUACAGGAACUGAUCUCUGUAGUCUGGAGAAUGGGGUCAGGUCCAGAUUUCUACAACCCUGGUGGGAACCCCAAGGGUUACAUAAAAAUCCCCCAAAUUAAAGAUUUAACAUUUGGAAGGAAAGACUGACAUCUCACUGCUCCAUCUUGGCUAUCAUUUUGAGGGAGGUGGUUGGAGGAGGAGCUGCUGACGUUCCACCCACCUACCUCCCACAAACCAGGCUGGUAGCCAGGCAGGGGAGGAAGAGUCGGAGACAUACCUGCUGCUGUCACCCCUGCAGAAGCCAGGCUGGGAAAGUGGUAGUGCUGCAAUUGGUUGGGAGGAAGGGGACGGUGGGCCUGGAGGAGCAGAAGCCACCAACAUAUAAGCCAGACAGGUGGGCACUGCAAAUAGGCUGGCAGGGCGGGGGGGCAUCCAUUUAACAGACAGGAAAAGAUGGGAUUUCCCCCUCUCUAUGAGCCUGGCAGGUCCCCGGUUUGUUAUACUCUAUUCCUAAAAUGAGACCCCAUUAUUGUGGUAUUGAAACCUGGACUGCCCACCCAGAGCAGGAAUGGGCGUACCACCACCACCCCCUUCAUCCUUGGGCUCUGAGUUCUUGGACUGCAUUCUUUAACUUUGAAACAAUGGACACUGAGGUUAUAACAAUGCUAGAUAUACAAUUUUACUUAUCCCUUAAGAUAACAAUGUGAUUAAAAAGUUGGUUCAUAUUUAAUAAAAUGGUUGCGUUGAAAUCCUGAA